Molecule: messenger RNA, 1199 nt
Organism: Sclerotinia trifoliorum
Lineage: Eukaryota; Fungi; Ascomycota; Leotiomycetes; Helotiales; Sclerotiniaceae
Source: the annotation of a GenBank genome assembly
AAGGCUGAAGUCUCUCACGAGGCUACCUAAGGUUACUGCGUAGAACUGCUUUAGAUAAAUUUCACUCCAUAUCAUUUCAUGACACUACAAUACCUACCACUGCAAUACCUAGAAUCGACAUUGGAAUUUCCAUACGGCCAUUAUUUUUCUUUGACUUGAUCCAAACGCAUUAUUGUACUUUUGCUGAAAAGGCAAACAUCCCUCCCCCCACAUUCUACAACACAUACCCCGCUAUCUUCUCUCACUCAUUAAUUUUCGAUCACUCUUCCAAAGAUACAUUUCUGUAUACAUUGCAAGAUGACCCCUUCCACUAUAGAGCAUUAUUCCUACCGCGAGCCCUCACGACCCAUCUCCCGCGGUUCAUUCAUCUUGAUCGAAGGACUCGACCGGGCUGGAAAAACGACACAAGUGGGGAAGUUAUGCGAUAGACUAUAUGCUUCUGGACGAAAUGUUAAGCUGAUGCGAUUUCCCGGUAUUUACUAUCUCAUUACUACACAUUUUGUAUUCAAUUACUGGAUAACGCCUUCCUGAUCAAAGGCAAAAACUUCAAGCUCACAGAUCAAGACAGAACAACCUCAAUCGGUCAACAGAUAAAUUCCUAUCUACAAUCUUCUACUAUUCUGCCAGAUCAGGCAAUACACCUUCUCUUCUCGGCGAAUCGAUGGGAAAAAGCCCAGGAAAUUCAUCAACUUAUUGCACAAGGGUACACAAUUGUUUGCGAUCGUUAUUACUACUCCGGAAUGAUUUAUACUUCUUCGAAGUAUCCGAUUGAUUCUCCAAACCACCUUUCCCUCGAAUGGUGCAAGAACCCUGAAAUAGGAUUACCCAUGCCCGAUAAAAUGAUAUUCUUGGAUUUAGAGCCCGAGGAAGCAGAAAAACGAGGAGGGUAUGGGGAUGAGAAGUACGAAACGAGGGAGAUGCAGAGGAGAGUUAGGGAUGGAUUUUUGAGGUUGCAGGACACGGCUAUCACAGGCCUUGAGCAUGAGCGUAGUUUAAUGAAGGCCAUCAAUGCGGGAGGUGGUGUGGAAGAAGUCGCGGAGAAGAUAUGGGAUACUGUUGUGACUCUGGUAGAACAAAUAGAAAAAGGGGAACUUGGAGAUUUAGCUGUAGUGCGAUGAUGAUAAACAAAAGCAGAGGAACCAAAUAGGAACGGAGCAGCAAAUUUACAUUGAGAACAAUGGCUAUAUGUGGUAAGAACC